This is a messenger RNA of Hansenula ciferrii, 975 nucleotides long. RefSeq names its product Aldo-keto reductase family 1 member. Gene Ontology annotation, cellular component: cytosol. Gene Ontology annotation, molecular function: aldose reductase (NADPH) activity. The coding region runs from base 1 to 975 and encodes 324 amino acids. Lineage: Eukaryota; Fungi; Ascomycota; Saccharomycetes; Phaffomycetales; Wickerhamomycetaceae. The transcript has a single exon. The record is from RefSeq and is a predicted model, not a curated record.
AUGUCAAACAAAGCAUUAGCAACAAAUCGUACAAUUGAACUAAAUGAUGGAAAUAAAAUUCCAGCACUUGGUUUAGGCUCAGCUACACCACCAGAAGAUCAUCAACGUUUAAUUGAUGCUGUUAAAGCUGCUGUUCGUGCAGGUAUUCGUCAUAUUGAUACUGCUUGGUAUUAUGGAAGUGAACCAUAUAUUGGUCAAGCAUUAAAAGAAUUAUUUGAUAAUGGAGAAGUUCAAAGAAAAGAUUUAUUUAUUACUUCAAAAGUUUGGCCUGCAUUAUGGGAUAGAGCUGAACAAUCUUUGAAACAAACUUUAAAAGAUUUAGGUGUUGAUUAUGUUGAUUUACUUUAUCAACAUUGGCCAGUUUGUUUCAAGACUGAUGAAGAUGGAUUACCAAAGAAACCAUUUGAUGAAAAUGGAGCUAUCAAAUUUGAUGAAAAGGGAGAUUAUUUAGAAACUUAUAAACAAAUUUUAAGAUUAAGAGAUACUACAAAUCAUGUUAAAAGUAUUGGUGUUUCAAAUUAUACUGAAAAACAAUUGGAUCGUUUAAUUGAAGAAGUUGGAGUUUUACCAGUUUUAAAUCAAAUUGAAUUACAUCCAAGAAUCCCACAAAAGAAAUUAGUUGAAUAUUUUGAAGCUAAAGGUGUUAAAAUUGAAGCAUUUUCACCAUUUGGUGCUCAAGGUGCACCAUUAUUAAAAGAACCAAAAGUUGAAGAAUUAGCUCAAAAAUAUGAUGUUUCACCAAAUGAGAUCUUAACUUCAUAUCAUAUUAUGAGUGGUAGAAGUGUUGUUCCAAGAACUUCCACUGCAGAAAGAGUUAAUCAAUUAAUACAUUUAGCUCAAUUAACUAAAGAAGAAAUUGCAGCAUUGGAUCAAAUUGGUAUUGAUGAACCUAAAAGAUUUAUCCAAGAAGAUUGGGGAACUGAUAUUGGUUUUGAACAUUGGAAAAAAGUGCCUUCUUGGGAGGAAAAGAAAUGA